UCAGCCCGUUAGCGGACGGUUAUAAGCAAGGAAAGUUUGAGAAGUUUGUCUCAGUAUCUCCGUGGUCCCAAACUUGGAUUUCAAGAACGCAGUGUGAUUCACGAAGUUACGGAGAAAGUCCCUUAGGACUCUCUUCCUGCUUCUCAGUAACUUUCCAGCUAAGGCUCGGUGAGGAUGGGUGACUGGAGUGCUCUGGGGAGGCUGCUGGACAAGGUCCAGGCCUACUCCACCGCAGGAGGCAAGGUCUGGCUCUCCGUGCUCUUCAUCUUCAGGAUCCUGGUCCUGGGCACGGCCGUGGAGUCUGCCUGGGGUGACGAGCAGUCCGCCUUCAAGUGCAACACCCAGCAGCCCGGUUGUGAGAACGUCUGCUACGACAAGUCCUUCCCUAUCUCGCACGUGCGCUUCUGGGUACUGCAGAUUAUCUUUGUGUCUACGCCGACGCUCCUCUACCUAGCACAUGUGUUCUACCUGAUGAGGAAGGAGCAGAAGCUCAACAGGAAGGAGGAAGUGCUGAAGGCGGUGCAGAACGACGGCGGUGACGUGGACAUCCCCCUGAAGAAGAUUGAGAUGAAGAAGCUGAAGCACGGCCUGGAGGAGCACGGCAAGGUCAAGAUGAAGGGUGCCCUGCUCAGAACCUACAUCGUCAGCAUCUUCUUCAAGUCUAUCUUCGAGGUGGGCUUCCUGGUCAUCCAGUGGUACAUCUACGGUUUCAGCCUGGCAGCUGUCUACACCUGUGAAAGGGCACCAUGCCCGCAUCGCGUCGACUGCUUCCUGUCCCGACCCACAGAGAAAACGGUCUUCAUCAUCUUCAUGCUGGUGGUGUCCCUAGUCUCACUGGCCCUCAACGUCAUUGAGCUGUUUUACGUCUUCUUCAAGAGGAUCAAGGACCGGGUCAAGGGUAGGCAACCCGCCACCGUCUACCCCCCCAGUGGCACUCUCAGCCCCACCCCAAAGGAUCUGCCUGACACCAAGUACGCCUACUACAAUGGCUGUUCCUCUCCCACAGCACCCCUUUCCCCCAUGUCUCCCCCAGGGUACAAGUUGGCCACGGGCGAGAGAACCAACUCCUGCCGCAACUACAACAAGCAGGCCAAUGAGCAGAACUGGGCCAACUACAGCACGGAACAGAACCGGCUGGGCCAGAACGGCAGCACCAUCUCCAACUCCCACGCCCAGGCUUUCGACUUUCCCGAUGACACCCAGGAGCAUAAGAAACUGAGCGCGGGCCACGAGCUGCAGCCGCUGGCCCUGCUGGACCCCCGCCCCUGCAGCCGGGCCAGCAGCCGCAUGAGCAGCCGGCCCCGCCCGGACGAUCUAGACGUCUAGCCCCUCCCCCUCUGCUCCUACAUUCUCUAGGCAACUUCCUCUGACCUCAGAGGAAAGAAGGGGCAAGUGGCCGAGCCGGAGAACCAGGAAGUUAGAGUGCCAAGGUGGGCGUGUUAUUGUUUUUUUUUGUUUUUUUUACACACGCGUUCCGAAGGGGGCGGGGCCACAGCGAUCACUGUUCUCGUUUUAGAAGAGACUCUUAGGUGAUAAAAAGAGACAUUAAAAUACUUUAACACUGUUGGAGGUACUACACGAUGUAUUGAUGACUUUGAAACUAGUGGAGCUAACCAGCGUUAACACACACAAAUAGAGGUGGAGCUAAGGGACCUGAGUGUUCUGAUACCUGGCCCACAGAAUCAUCUGUCUAUGCCUGGUGGUGUUUUGGUUGAAUGAUCUUGUUUCUCUUUUCUUUUUUUUGCCGUAUAUGAUACAUUCUUAUGGCCACACACAAUGACAACAUUCCUUUAUAAAAGUGUUUUACUUUGCAAGAUCGCUCUGGAUAAGAGCGUCUGCUAAAUGACUAAAUGUAAAUGUAAGAUGCGUCCUCUCUCUCAAUGUCUUGGAAAGUAGUUUAGUCAGAAAGACCUCAUGACACCCACAUUUUAUCUGAGAGAGCCUGUCUCUGUUUAAAUAGUCUCGUCGGAUGGUUGUUAAGUGUCAUGGAGACUAUUUAUUUUUGGGUGAACGUAGACACGACUCCCACCACUAACAGAGGAGACUGACUUCUAGCCAAGGUCUGAUCCAGAAUCCACACAAUGAUUCUUUAAAGUUACUACACCCAACUUCAUAUUUAUUGAAUAUUAUCCAAAUUUCAGCAGCACAUUUCUUUCUAUGUGAAGAAGAGGGGAACUUUUUAUAAAUGAUCGUCGACUGUCAUUUCCUGAAAAACUUUGAAUUUAUGUGGUGUCAGUUGUUUUUAGUAUUUGUUGUCUCUGGGUUUUGUGGGGAAAAGGUGAUGGGAGAGUCUGUGCAAGCGAGCUGCUGUAGGGCCGGUUAACAACAAAGUGUUUUUAUUGUUAAUGUAUGUGUUCUAGAGUAUCUUGUUUGACAGAAAGGCUUUAUUUGUUUUAAUUUUCAUGUAUGUUUUUUGUUUUCUUUCUUGGGGGUGGGUAAGAGUGGGGUGGGGGUGGUAGAGGACGAGGGUAGUAGAAUGGUUAUUUGUGUUUUAACUUUGUUUUUGAGUGAAUGAUUUUAUUUUCCAACUCAAUGUAAUCGUUGCUGCUUGAGAGGUAGAUGUUUAGUACUGUAAAACAAGCUAACUGUGUCACAAAAAAUGUGAGUUUUUAGAAGACUGCUUAUAGACCUGGACUAAUAUUUAGUCAAAUAUAUUAAAAAGGUUUACGCCUGCGUAGCUUCACUCAACUACCAAACACUUGUAGAUGGAAUUACAAUUGGACAAUUUUAAUUUCUUACGGUUGUUGUUUUGUUUUUUUCUUCAAGUUUGCAUCCUGGUAUUUCGGUACUUAAACAGAGAGUUUCCUGGAUUUUUCAGCUACAAUGGUGUUUGCACUGAGCUCUUGACUAGGUUGUUAUAUGAUGGAAAAUGUGGCAAGUGUUUUCUGAUAUGCAUGUUACUAAUUUAUUUUAAAACACCCCAGGCAGAAAUCACCACAGCACAUUCUUCAUGCAGAUAAACAGACAGACAGAUACAGACACACAGACAGACAAACAGACACACAGACAGACACACAGACAGACACACACACAGACACACAGACACACAGACACACAGACACACAGACACACAGACAGACAGACAGACAGUGAUGUUCGACAACUGGGUUCAAUGAUAUUGAAGGGCUACAACAGUGAUGUCUCCCCAGUCAACACACCCAACAACACAAGUUAAACAUGAUCGGUGUACAUUUGUUCUAGAGCAUGGUCAGAAAAUGCCAUUCCAUGGAGAUCCACUGUUGUACAGUGUGAAAGUGCAUGAUAGAAAAAAUAAAUAAAUAAAAAUGAAAAGUCAUUAAUCAUAUCUGUGAAAAGCUAUUUUAACCAAUAAAGAUUUUUUUCUUUCUUAUA
Messenger RNA from Osmerus eperlanus (European smelt), 3351 nucleotides. It is a transcript of the gene gja1b, whose product is annotated as gap junction protein alpha 1b. Gene Ontology annotation, biological process: cell communication by electrical coupling; cell-cell signaling; heart development. Gene Ontology annotation, cellular component: connexin complex. The transcript has 2 exons. The record is from RefSeq and is a predicted model, not a curated record. Gene Ontology annotation, molecular function: gap junction channel activity. Bases 175 to 1326 code for a protein of 383 amino acids. Lineage: Eukaryota; Metazoa; Chordata; Actinopteri; Osmeriformes; Osmeridae.